This is a messenger RNA of Papilio polytes (common Mormon), 2178 nucleotides long. Its product is annotated as putative inorganic phosphate cotransporter. The record is from RefSeq and is a predicted model, not a curated record. The transcript has 9 exons. Gene Ontology annotation, cellular component: plasma membrane. Gene Ontology annotation, molecular function: transmembrane transporter activity. Gene Ontology annotation, biological process: transmembrane transport; monoatomic anion transport. Lineage: Eukaryota; Metazoa; Arthropoda; Insecta; Lepidoptera; Papilionidae. Bases 251 to 2008 code for a protein of 585 amino acids.
ACUAGUCGAUCACUGACUAUAUUUGCAAGCGUAGACGUUUCGCGGCCACAUGCAACUUUGGCAAGUGCACUUCAUGCUCGAAUAUCAAGCAGCUUGCAUGACCAGUUUGUGUCGCGAUGCGGGUGAGAAUACUCACUGAAAAUACUAUUCAGUACUAGUAGGCGGUGGAACUUAGGUUAGCGGCAACUGAGAGCCAGUGUUGGACCUAUCUCCAGCGAAGAGCGAAGCGGUUCGGCCGAGGCAUAGCGAAAUGGCAGCGAGGCCGAGCGGAAUGGCAGCGAGGCCGAGCGGAAUGGCAGCGAGACCGACCGGAGCGGCACCAAGAUCGAAACCCCGCGCAUCUGUGCGCUGCAGGAAGGCGCACAAGGCUUGGUGCCGAUUUAAAACUUUAAAUUGUAAUAAGUGCGACCAAAGGGGUCAUAUAAUCUGCAAAGUACGCGGCAGUGUAGUCCUGCAGAACUAUGUGAGCGACGAAUCGGACGACUGCCUGGACGAGAUCGACGAUGUCGAGGGUUUGUACGCUGUAGCAACGAAAGAUGUGGUACCGGCGCGGUUCAGUGUGGCAAUCAUGAUGUUCUUUGCCUCCUGGGUCAAUUACAUGAUGCGGGUCAAUAUGAGUGUCAACAUCAUUGCCAUGGUGCCGGAGGACGACAAAACUACAUCAAUGAAAAGCGAGUGUGAGGCCUUCGUCAAUAGUACGACACUCACGAGGCAACAUCUGCGACAGCCUGAAGAUGUGGUUACAUUUAACUGGACGGCGCAGCAACAAGCGUACGUGCUGUCAGGUUACUUCUGGGGGUACGCGAUCACCUCACUAGUGGGGGGCACAUUAGCCGAGCUGUGGGGACCUCGCAACGUGGUCUUCACCACAAUGCUGAUCAGUGCGGUCCUGACCAUCCUGUCCCCGCAGGCCGCGAGGAUGCAUUACAUCGUCCUGGUCGCUGUUCGCUUCUUCAUCGGUUUAGCAGCUGGUUUCCUGUUCCCCGCUCUACACGCGCUCGUGGCGCACUGGGCGCCGCCGGCUGAGAAGGGCAAGUUUGUAAGCGCUCUACUCGGCGGAGCCAUCGGCACCGUAGUCACCUGGUCCCUCACAGGACCGCUCAUUGAGAACUUCGGCUGGGACUUCGCCUUUUACAUACCAGGUUUCAUAGCGACGGUGUGGUGCGCCCUCUGGUGGUUCCUCGUGUACGACUCCCCGGUGCAGCAUCCCCGCAUCUCGGACAACGAGAAGCAGUACAUUCUAGAAGCGAUCGGAGACAAAGUCAACCGAAGUACUAAGGAAACUAGGGUGAUGCCGCCGUUCAAGAGUAUUCUGACGUCAUUUCCUUUCCUGGCGAUGGUGGUGCUGACAUACGGCAACAACUGGGGCUUGUACUUCGUGACGACAGCUGCGCCCAAAUUCAUGUCGAGCGCGCUCGGCUUCAACCUGACGUCGACAGGCACGCUCUCCUCGCUGCCGUAUCUAGCGAGGAUGAUAUUCUCAUUGAUCUUUGGAGCUAUCGGUGACCGAAUCGUCAAACAAAACGUAGUAUCAACAACAUUUAUAAGGAAGUUCUUCUGCCUAUUCUCCCACGUGCUGCCUGGUCUGUUGCUGAUCGGGCUCGGGUACACUGGCUGCGCUCCCAUCCUCUCCGUCGCUCUGAUCACCUUCUCCAUGGGCUCCAAUGGAGCCGCGACUCUCACUAACCUCGUCAACCAUCAGGACCUGGCGCCAAACUUCGCCGGCACAUUGUACGGCAUCGCUAACGGCAUCGGAAACACUGCGGGAUUUGUCACACCUUUGGUCACCGCACACUUCACUAAGAAUGGGAACAGCAUUGCGGAAUGGCGGCCUGUAUUCUUCACGGGCGCAUCUCUGUACAUCGCAGCCGCGGUGUACUUCAUUCUGUUCGGGACGGGCGUCACUCAGACGUGGAACUACGUCGCGCCCGCGGAAAAGGAAGAAGUAGACAAAAGACCAAGUGCUAAUUCAACGAAUACGACAGUCACUAUUGGUGUUAAGACAUAAGGGAAUGUCCAAACUAUAAUUUAACACGUUCAGUGCAUCUUUAACACAUGCGUGAUGUGAAAAUGAACGCGAGAAUGAACUUGCAAGCGAGUUGGUGGUAUUAGAGUUGUUAAAAAAUGUCUACUGAACAUACUGUAAGUAAGACUAGCUGUUCCCAUGCGACUUUUUCC